AUCAAAACUUCAUCCCUUUCAGCUUAAAAAGAAAAAGAAAGGAGAACCCUUUUCUUCUUUCUGAACUCUGUUUACAUCAGAAUAGUAAUAUGGCAAAGCUCUCAUACCAGAAGAGGUGAGUUUUUUAGAGAGAGAAAUAGUGAGAAAGGAAAAGGGCUCACUGGUCUAAACAAUGGCAAUCUGAUAAGGACAUGAAAGUUGGUACUUUGGUAGGCCACAGCCUGUCCAGCCAAUGACAUUGGUCUUUCCUUUCUUAUAGUCAGAUACAAAGACCACACCCCUCCUAACUCUUAUAUACAAUAAAGAAAAAAGAGAAGUAAAGAGAGAGAAAGAAAAAAAAGGAAAAGAAAGAAAUGUCUUGUCUUGAUAGUAGCUCACACCUCACAGUUCACACAUACACACACUUGCACAGACACACAUACCACCUUUAAUUCAAAAGCUCAAAUUUUCAAUUCAUUUUUUUUUCUUCAUAUCUCUCCCUCUACUCUCCUUGUCUUUUUCUCGCUUCUUUUAUUUUUAUUUUAUUUUAUUUUAAUUUCUUUUUUUGUUUAUUUUUGCCUUUCCUCCUUUCCACCUCCCUCCUGCAUUUUUUUUCUCUGUCAAAACCCUAGAUUUCAAAUCUAGGGUUUUGUUUUUCUUGUUGUGUUUAAGGGCAUGAUUGAAGAGCUGCCUGGGUUUUGGUGCUUGCUUUGCUGUCACUCUGUGAGCUUCUGAUUUUUCCACAUUUCUUCUGGGUACUCUCUGAUUUUUGGUGAUUUUAGGGUAGUUUUAGUUUUAGUUUUAAGCCUUGGCAUCAGUUUUUUUUUUCUUUCUUACCUGCUAUUGUUUUUUUUUUUUUUUUUGGGGUAAAAGAUCAAAAUUGCUUUGGGCUUUGCUAGAUUUUUCGUUACUUGAGAGAAACCCAUGUAAAACCCAUUGUUCUUUAAUUUCCCUGCACUUUCUCACUGUAGUUCUUUUAGGGUUAAAUUUUUUUAGUUGAUUUAUAGGAUCAGAUUUCCAAAGUUCGUUGCUUUCUAAAGCUUUUUCUUUCAGACUGAUAGUUUGAAAGUUUCAUCCAUAUACGACUGGACUCUUUGCUUGGAAGCUGUUCAAAGUUUUGGUAGAGAGUUAAAGUUUUGAACUUUGAGGAGAGGGUGUUUUCAAGACUUUACUUUUUAGCGAAUUAGAUUUAAAACAUUAUAGGCUUUUUUCAGUGACUAUUUUCUCACUAAAUGCAUGGAUGGGAGAGAAGCCAUGGCAUUGUCUGCUGGGUCAGCUUCAUACUACUUACAUAGGGGAGGGCUUGGUGGUUCUGGGUCUGGAUCACAACCUCCAGGUCUACAACAUGCCCCAUCUGGGUUCAGACCCUUGUCAAAUACUGGCAUUCCAAACCAAUCCAAUGUUAGGACCAACAACAACAACAACAACUCAAUGGGACCCUCAUUCUCAGUAGAGCCUUCUCGUGCCAAUUUUCCUCAUGGCACCAGAAUGAUUGUCAAUCCUGGAAUGCCUUCCAGUGAGCCUGUAAAGAAAAAGAGAGGGAGGCCUCGAAAAUAUGGCCCUGAUGGGCCUGUUUCUUUGAGACUUUCUUCCAUGUCUGCAACUCAAAAUCUUUCACCAGGCUCGGCACCCUCUGGCCCCAAGCGGAGUAGAGGACGGCCCCGAGGGACUGGGAGGAAACAACAGCUAGCUAGUCUUGGUGAAUGGAUGAACAACUCAGCAGGAGUUGCUUUUGCACCACAUGUUAUCACCAUUGGAGUUGGAGAGGAUGUUGUUGCUAAACUUCUUUCGUUUGCACAACAGAGGCCAAGAGCUCUGUGCAUAUUGUCAGGCAGUGGUAUAGUGUCUUCAGUUUCACUACGUCAACCUGCUUCUACUGGUGUCAGUAUCACAUAUGAGGGUCGUUUUCAAAUACUUUGCUUGUCAGGUUCUUACUUAGUUUCUGAGGAUGGUGGUCCCCGCCAUCGAACUGGUGGUGUAAGCGUUUCCCUUGCUAGUCCAGAUGGUCAAGUCGUUGGUGGUGGUGUGGCGGUGCUUAUGGCAGCUAGCCCUGUCCAGGUAGUAGUAUGCAGUUUUGUACAUGGUAGUGCCAAGUUCAAGAGUGGUGGUAAGCAAGAAGCUAGUGGCCCCAAGAGUGACGAGAGUUCCGAGCCUCAUCACCGUAGCAUGAGUAUUGAUAAAUUAGCUACACCAUCUAGUGCUCCUCCAUCUACUCAUCAGAAUUAUACACCCUCUGCUAGUGGAAUUUGGCCGGGUUCACGAGCGGGGGUCGAUCUGAGAACUCCCCACCACACCGGCAUCGACUUGACUCGUGGAUGAAACAUUAAAUGAAAAAAAGAAACAGAAAUUUGCAUAUGCAACAGACACAUGGCAAUUUUGUAUAUAUGUGUUGUUGUAAAUGAGAAGUACUGAAUCUGUGAGAAUUGUAACUUUGUACAACUCUUUCUUCACAUCCUAUGGUGUGGUAAAUGAGUUUGUGCUAACAUAUCUUGUAACAAAAGCCAUCAUUGUCAUCAUUUUGAGGUUUGGGUAACAAUAGUGUUAACUUGUUGAAGAAGUUUCUGGUUAUUUGGAGGUCAAGUACACUCUCAUAUGUAGCUUAUGAUACAUUCAUUUCCAGUAAGUUUUCAUUCUUCUUUUUUUAA
This is a messenger RNA of Cannabis sativa, 2624 nucleotides long. Its product is annotated as AT-hook motif nuclear-localized protein 5. NCBI's taxonomy places the organism in Eukaryota, Viridiplantae, Streptophyta, Magnoliopsida, Rosales, Cannabaceae. The transcript is spliced from 5 exons. The record is from RefSeq and is a predicted model, not a curated record. The coding region runs from base 1216 to 2298 and encodes 360 amino acids. Gene Ontology annotation, molecular function: minor groove of adenine-thymine-rich DNA binding.